This is a messenger RNA of Drosophila busckii, 1431 nucleotides long. Its product is annotated as serine hydrolase-like protein. The transcript has 2 exons. The coding region runs from base 143 to 1225 and encodes 360 amino acids. The record is from RefSeq and is a predicted model, not a curated record. Lineage: Eukaryota; Metazoa; Arthropoda; Insecta; Diptera; Drosophilidae.
CGCUCGCACUUUGUGUCGCGCAUAUAUUUUAAUUAGUCAGCGCUGCUAAUAAUAAUAAUACAUAUGUAUUUCCGCAUAUACUAGAGUUUAUCAUACGCGACGUGGUGAGGGCGUCAAAGAGUGCGAGACAACAAGCAAAACAAUGUCAAAUGAAAGCAAACAAGUGUCGAUAGGCCACGAGGCCGAACCAACAACGACAGCUCAGCCGAUGGACGUGCGCAUCAAUAUGCCCUGGGGAUAUGUGGUGGGUCGUUGGUAUGGCAAUCGACAGGUACGCCCGAUACUCGCUCUGCACGGCUGGCUGGACAAUUUGGGCACUUGGAACGAGCUGCUGCCGCUGCUGCCCGCACACCUGGGCGUGCUUUGCAUUGACCUGCCCGGCCAUGGCUACUCGUCCAAGCUGCCCGAGGGUAUUGCCUACCAUUUUGUGGACUACCUGUGCGUUAUCUUGCGCAUUAUGGAGGAGUAUCAUUGGCAAAAGGUCUCGCUCAUGGCGCACUCGAUGAGCGCCAUGUUGUGCUUCAUCUUCGCCUCGCUCUAUCCGCAUCGCCUGGACAUGCUGAUCAGCAUAGAUAUAGUGCGCACACGCUACCGCAAGCCGCCCUCACAGAUCGAUUACCUGCGCACCAAUAUCGAGCGCUAUAUGGUGGAGGACGAGCGCUUUGCCAAUGCCAAGCGCCAGGAGCCGCCCUCCUACACCUGGUCCGAGCUCGAACAUCUGCAGCACAAAGGCUCCGAGCACUCUGUAGCCCUGGAGAACUGCCACCACAUCCUCGAGCGCAAUGUAGCCAAGUCAACCAAGUAUCCAGACAAAUACUUCUUCUCGCGCGAUGCUCGUUGCAAAUAUUACUUUGAGUUCCACACCAGUCCGCCCUUUGCUGCGGAGCUGGCGCGCACCAUACGCAAUGUGCCCUACUGCGUCAUCAAGGGCUCCGAGUCGAACUUCAUUGACGGCGAAAGCCAGGAAGUGAUUGAUAUACUGCGCUCCAAUAAUCCACACUUUGAGCUGCAUGAGGUGCAUGGCACGCAUCAUGUGCAUCUGAAUAAUGCGCAGGGCGUGGCUGAAAUUAUAAAUCCCUUUAUCAUGCGCCAUAGACCGCCGCAGUUGGAGAACUGGUCAGUGGAUGAGGCGGAUGGCGAGUUGCCCGAAGUGGUGCAGCAGUUCGCUUUAGCGGUGGAGGAUUCACAGAAUGUCAAGCGCAGAAAGAGAAAAAGUAACCUUUAGCUGUUGCACGCAUCUCUGAGUCUCGGACUAGCAACAGCGCGAUGCGAUUCAAUGAAUUAACUAGCUAAAAAUGCCGAACCCUUAAGCUUAAUAUUUGACUGUACAUGGGAACCUAAAGUUGUGCAAAUUGGUUCUCCAUUUAAAGUGUAUUAAAAAGUUGGCUGCACUUACUUUAAAUUUACUUCAGCCUGCGUUACUUUUUUUUA